Erythranthe guttata (spotted monkey flower) is the source of this 791-nucleotide messenger RNA. RefSeq lists its product as uncharacterized. The record is from RefSeq and is a predicted model, not a curated record. Lineage: Eukaryota; Viridiplantae; Streptophyta; Magnoliopsida; Lamiales; Phrymaceae.
AACACCGAACACCGAAAGGAAACAAGUAGUAGUAGAUAAGCUCGAAGGGUUCAGAUUUCAGAAUCAUCUCUCCCACACUUAAAAACGUGUUUUUCUAAAUUUCCUCUUCCCCAAACCCUCAAUUUCUCUCUCUCUCUCUCUCUCUCUCUCUAAAUUCCCCAAUUCACACAGACACACACACACAGGCGCACACUUGUAAUAUAUAUAUACGUAUACAUGGCGAUUUCGGACACGGUGCUGGGGAAUUUGACGACUCUGUACCUGCUGAUCAUUGCGGCUAUGAAGGUGUACGGCCUGGCCACGGGGCGGAGCUUCACCGGAAGUUGCGUCAUCAUCCUCUCCACGGCGGUGGUGGCGUUGAUACUGGUUGCCAGCCUCGCUUGGGAUGUCUCGCGCAAGGCCACCAAGGCGCUGAUGGCGCGCGAAGCCGGCCACGAGAUCUGCCGCGGCGGUAUCUGCUGGCACGGCGUCGCCGUCAAAUCGCCGGCGUCUCAGAUCCGCUUCCGCCUCCCUCAACACCGUUACCUGUGAAUGACGUCAUCUCGUGGCUUCUAGACUAAACAGGAAUUUUACAGAAAAUAAUAUAUAUACAGAGAGAAAUCCUACUAAUUUUCUUCUAUUAAAAUAAAUAUUUUUGUUUUGAUUUUCCCUUGUAAUUACACAUCCAAUUUUCCCUUUUUAAAGACUGUAAAUAAUCAAGUUUAAAAGAUUUUGCUUCCGCAUUUUCUGUUUGUAAUUUUCUGAAAGCCGUUUGAAAGCUAUGUGAAAUGAAAUCAAAUUUUCUGCUGAUG